This is a messenger RNA of Rhopalosiphum maidis (corn leaf aphid), 3222 nucleotides long. Its product is annotated as zinc finger protein 112-like. The transcript is spliced from 5 exons. NCBI's taxonomy places the organism in Eukaryota, Metazoa, Arthropoda, Insecta, Hemiptera, Aphididae. Gene Ontology annotation, cellular component: nucleus. Gene Ontology annotation, biological process: regulation of transcription by RNA polymerase II. Bases 1132 to 2952 code for a protein of 606 amino acids. Gene Ontology annotation, molecular function: DNA-binding transcription factor activity; RNA polymerase II cis-regulatory region sequence-specific DNA binding; zinc ion binding. The record is from RefSeq and is a predicted model, not a curated record.
UAUAUUAUUGUUAUUAUUUUUCAUAUUACUAUUUAUCGCAAUUAUCAUAAUAUUGUGACGAUAUUAUGACAGUAUGACGCAUCGGUAGUGUUGUACAGAAUAGGUCGAAUGAGAUCACAGAUACAAUUAAAUUAAGAUUAUUAUUCUUAGCAUAGAGAGAACGUCAUCGCCCGCAUUGAUACUAUUGUCUAUAAUUGUUUUUUUUUUAUGUAUCAGUAUUAUCGCUAUAACGAUUAACUUUGUCGUGAAACGGCGGGAAAAAAUCGUAACGAUCGUUAUUUUAUUUUUUUUAUACAUAUCAUAAAUUAAUAUUGUUAUCUAUGGCAACGACUGAGCAGGACGAAGCAGCAAUAUUAUUGCUACAGCCUUCAACACAUUAUAACGACAUAUUAUUAUUAUGGCAUAUUGUGUUAUUGUACGUCGUACGUGUGGAACACUUGUCGUGGCCUAGGCUGGCCUGUAAACGUGAACGUGACGGCGGGUCACCGUUCAUUCGCACUCCGGUUACUCACUUACACACGGUCGCCUUCCCCCCCGCCACACACCGACGGUCCGGUCAAUUCCGUAACCACCGCCACAUCCGUCGCCACUAUACACAUCGCCAUCGCCUAACCAGCCUGCGCGCCAGACUCGCGAGUCGCGGUUAGUCCCGCCACAUCCCCCGCCCGUCCCCACCGCCUGCACCAUCAAAACAAGAGGUGCCGACGCCGACGCCGCAUCCCCCUCGCUACUAUUCGCUAACCGUAAUGCCGUCACUCGUUCGGUUGUCCGCCAUAUUUAGCGUGUUUUCGUUACUCAACCGUGUCGGUUAACCGGCCGUACCGCGCUGCUCGUUGUCAUUGUAACGCCGCCACCGCAACGACGACGGCCGAUCGCGCCAAUUCCGAUUGCUCGUCACGAUCCCGCUCAAUCAAUCGUCAACCAACGCCGCUGCGUGGCACUGUGCCCCCUGUCCGAUGUUCGUUGAGGUACGGCCGACGUGCAGUGUCCGAAGACGACGACGGCGAAGACGACAUGACGUAAGCAACGGGCCCACACGCUCGGCACAUUGACGUGUGGUCGCCGACGGACAGCUCAGCGAUCGGGAACCGCGGAUUCCGGUUUAAUUACUUUUCAAGAAUCAAAAUCAAAAUGAACGAAGUUAAUAUGGCCAAUAAUCAAGAAAUAAAUAUGCAAUCAUGUAGUAUAAAUGAUUUGUGCAGAUUAUGUGCAAAUUUUGAUGAAAAUAUGAUACCAAUAUAUGCUGAUGAAGGAGCAGAUCAUAUGUUAGAAAACAAAAUAAAAACUCAUCUUCCAUUUAUAAAUAUUUCUGAAAAUGAUCUAUUACCAAAAAGAAUAUGUUAUCAUUGUGCUUCUGCUGUGCUUGUGUGGAAUGAGUUAUAUGAAUGCAGCACUGAUGCAGACCAAAAACUUAGAAGUAUGUUUGAACCUAGUCAAUUUGAACAGAAUCAGUGCAAGGAUAUUCAAGAAGAAGAAAGGUUACAACAAACAUUAAAAAGGUACAUUGAUUUGACAGAACCAGAAGGAACAUUGAAAAUAAUUCCUACUAAAGAAACUUCUCUAUCAAACAAUUAUUCCUGUUCAUUUUGUUUUGAGAAGUUUUUAAAGAUUAGAGAUAAAGUGAAGCAUGACCGUGAUGUUCAUGGUGUUCAGUCUAAUUUAUUGCCAAUAAAAUAUGUAAGUGACGGGUACACAGAUAAUUUUAAAAUUUCAAAUGUUGAGGAAAAUAGUACGGAUAAAAAUCUUUCAAGUAUAGCUGAUGUAAGCAAUACAAAAACAACACAAGACUUGGAAAUAAAUAAUUAUGAUGUAUUAUGCAUUAUAUGUAAUGUUUCUUUUAAAUCCUCGUUUGAAAAGUUAGAGCAUGACCAAAAAUUGCAUAGUGUACAGACAAGUACACGACGAAGUAAACGUGUUGGUGUAACUAAAAGUUAUGGUGAAUUAUUUGAUGAUGAUUCUGAUUUUGAUGAUGAAACAAAAAAUGAUUCUUUAAAUUCAGAACAGUUAAGUAGCAGUAAUUGCGUUGAAUCAAAUUCGACUGAUCUAAAAAGUGAUAAUGAAAUGGACUUUAAAAAAGAGAAAGAUUUGGAAGACAUAAAAGAUGAACUUGACGAAUCUGAUGAAAAGUCUGAUAUUGAAGAUUUCAAGUGUUAUUACUGUAAUGAACAAUUUCCAUCUAAACAUUUAGCUUCAAAACACGUCCGUUCACAUAUGCUAAAUGAUAAAAAACCAAUUCCAAAAAGUGACAUUUAUGAUAAGUAUAAAGUUAUGAUAGAUAACAAAUUAUAUUACAAAUGUGAUCAGUGUAACUAUAAUGUUGAAGGUAGAAGAUACAAGUUUGUGUACCAUAUGAGAGUGCACACUGGUGAAAAACCAUAUGCUUGUGAAAUUUGUAGUAAACAGUUCCGUACAGCAGCAUUUUUAAGACGCCAUAUUGUAUGUUUUCAUGAAAAAGUUCGAAGUUAUCAAUGUGACAUUUGUGGACGUUCAUUUUCUGAAAAACGUAAUGUUGAUGAUCAUAGACGUACACACACUGGUGAACGACCAUUUGUUUGUGAAACAUGUGGUAAAAGUUUUGCCCAAAGAUCAUCAAUGAAAAUUCAUUGGAAACAAAUGCAUGAAAGUAUAAAAGCACAUAAAUGUGAAUAUUGUGACAAAAGUUUUAUCAGAAGAUGUCAUUUAGUUGCACAUUUAACCCAUCAUACUGGAGUGCGCAACUAUAUAUGUGCAGUAUGCGGUAAAGCAUUCUUACGCAGUGGUACACUUAAAGGUCAUACAGCAGUACACAGUUCAGAAAGACCUUUUCGAUGCACUAUUUGUGGAGACACAUUUAAAUUGAAAAAACAUUUAAAACAGCACGGACGAGUUCAUGGAACUCAACAUUCAUUUGAAAAUAUACCUCAAUUAGAAUUUAUUUCAUCAACUGUUGAUAAUCAGAGAGGUUCACAGUGAAUAAUGAAUGUUAUUGAUUUUUAUAGGUAUUAUAAUUUAUAAUAUAUGUUAAAAUCUGUAGUUGAUUUUCUAGGGCAUAAAGUUAUUUUAAAUUGAAGUAUGAUUAUUACUAAAUAAAAUUUAUAUCUCCAUCAUGAUUUAUAAGUGUUUAUCAAAAGAACUUCAAUAAUUUUCAAAUUAUUAUUAUUUUUUAUAAUUUCAAAAAAUACUAAAUAUGCAUCACCUGGUAUCUCCUUAACUGCAAAACAUAUACAUUAUAAAAAACUGAAA